GUGGCAGCAGUAACAGUGGUAAAAAAUGAAUGAUGACGUUUUGUGGAAGUUAGUGGGUGUUUGGGAGGUGCUUGGUGUUUUCGGGGUUGGUGCAGAUGAAGUGUUAGUGCCAGUGAUGGAGGGAGAUUCAGUCACUUUAAACACUGAUGUUAAAACAAACCAACAAGAAACAAUUAAAUGGUAUCUUAAUGACUUUCAAAUUGUUCAAAUCAAUGGACAUCAGAGUGAGAUCUGUACAAAUGUUCAGUGUGCGCAGAGAUUGAAAGACAGACUGAAGCAGGACCAUCAGACUGGAUCUCUGACCAUCAUGAACAUCAGAUCAACAGACUCUGGACUCUAUAUCUUAGAGAUCAUCAACAGUGGGAGCCACAGUGAACAUAUAUUCAAUGUUAAUGUCUAUGAGGUUUCUCCUGUUAAGCAAGAUAAAAUGAAAAGGAAGUCAGUGAUGGAAGGAGAGUCUGUCACUUUAAAUACUGGAGCAAUAAACAUCCCAAAUGAUUUGCUGAUGUGGUAUUUUAAUAAAUGUCCCUUUGCUGAAAUCACUGGAGACCAGAGUACGAUCUUUAAAGAUGAACAGUGUGAAGAGAGAUUUAGAGACAGACUGAAGCUGAAUCAAAAUGGAUCUCUGACCAUCAUAAACACAAGAACCACAGACUCUGGAUUAUAUCAUCUACAGAUCACCAGCAGCAGCUUCAGUAUUAGCAGAACACCAAUUGUAUUAACUGUCAUUGCUUUUAGUUUGUCUACAGCUACUGUAGCAGGAAUAUGUGCUGCCGUUGUUCUAGUGCCUGUAGCUGCAGCUACUGUUACUGUUACUAUUGCAAACACCUAGCAGGAAGAAGAGAAUAGUGUCACUGCCAGCGAGGGAGAUUGGGAUACAAAGCCCCAAAACCACUAGACACGUUGCCUGUUAUCCGCUCCCUGCUGUUAAACGUUUACACAUAAUUGUGUGUGUGUGUAUAUAUCUGACUCCAGCUUGUAAGCUUAUGGUUUUUCGUUUUUCUCUUCUUUUCUUUUUUUCUUGAAUGCUUUUACCAGCAAAACCAUUUGCUUGAUGCACUGGUCAAUUCUGAGAUUUUGCUUCACUGGUCAACUUUGAGAGUCUUCUUUCAGACCAGUGGAACACAAACA
Messenger RNA from Labeo rohita (rohu), 1131 nucleotides. RefSeq lists its product as uncharacterized. The transcript is spliced from 5 exons. The coding region runs from base 26 to 832 and encodes 268 amino acids. NCBI's taxonomy places the organism in Eukaryota, Metazoa, Chordata, Actinopteri, Cypriniformes, Cyprinidae. The record is from RefSeq and is a predicted model, not a curated record.